GUCCAGCUAUGUCAACAGUUCUUUGGAGGAGAACUUUAGAUGCGGUCGCCGGUGAACUUCUCUUUGAAGGGCCAGUUCAACCAGAGCUGGAGGAAGAUGAGUCACACCACUUCAAGGAGCCCUUGAACACCGUGACCGAACUUUGGCAUUCAGGUAAGUCAGCUGCGCUCACCACUUCUUUCCUGGGCUAUGAUGAUAGCUUGGAGGAGGUUUCAGAAGGUUGGGAUGGCAGCUUUGAGAACCCCUUCACUGGCAAGAACAUUUUCUACAAGAUCUAUGUCACCGAUCUUGCGAAAGGUGUUGGAGAUUUCAAUAGUUCAUUGAGCGAUUCCAGCACAGACGAAGAAGAUAUGACCAGUGGAGGCCCCAAGUUUUCCAAGGGUAUGACGCUCACGAGGCAAGAGCAAAAGGCCAUAGAGAAAGAGUUGCAGUGCAGCGACAUCAUGAAACAGUCUCCUGACUAUAUCGAAGCCUUCGUGGACGCCGCCCGGAAAGAAGCAACAAGCUUCCAGACAUGGAAGAGCCUGAGGGCGGUGUACCGGGACAAAUCCAAGGGUGUUGCACCUUUGCGUGCAAAGUGUCGCGUGGUCAUACGCGGCAACCAAGACCCAGAUCUUCGCAGCAUCACCGGGAAUGCCCCCACUCCGUCUCGUCUUUCAGAAUUGCUGCUCCUUGCCAUCUACGUUUCAGGUGCUAAUGGAAAAGCUUUCAAGACCCAGACCCUUUGGAAGCUCUGGACCGGGGACGUCUCCACAGCGUUCCUUCAGGGCCAGCAGAACAUGGAAGAACGUGAGGGCAAGAUUUUCACGCGGCCGCCGUCUGACGAGAUCGUCAAGAGAGCUGGCGUUUUUCAGAGUGCCCUGUUUGAGAUCACUGGCAACGUGUAUGGAUUGGCAAAUGCCCCAUAUACGUGGACAGCUGAGGUCGAACGCCGCCUGGUUGCUUUGGGAUUUCGCGUGCGCUUGUUUGAUCGCAUGAUGUUUUAUUGUGUGAAUGCUUCAGGUUUUACUUGUGCUGUUUUGGUAGUUUACGUGGAUGACUUUCUUUUGACGCAUGAUCCCAGCUUCCCCUUUCAGCGGUUCGUAGAGGCCUUCACCUGGGGAUCCCAAGGGUAU
Durusdinium trenchii is the source of this 1115-nucleotide messenger RNA. The record is from the annotation of a GenBank genome assembly. Lineage: Eukaryota; Dinophyceae; Suessiales; Symbiodiniaceae.